CAUUGAUAUUGAUAGGAUUUCUUCGUCUUUUCUUAUCUUUCUGGUAAAUUAUUCUGUUUGAUCGCCAUCCUUUAUAUACGACAUCAUCAGCAGUCUCGCGUUCAGUGCGUUGUAAUUCUCCAUUGCUGCACCAUUGCAAGGUCUUCUGUUGCAGAGUCUCGUAACAUGUGUGGAAUUCUUUGUAUUUUUGCUCACCACAGUUCCACAAACACCGACCCCGACAAGCAAGCAUCUUGCAAUGGAAGUUGCAGAAUGUUUAGUGAUCGUUUGGUAGUGAUCUCCAGUGAGUCAUUGCGUGAGUUAGCUUUUCGCCAGUCCGGCAAGCAACGCCAUCGUGGUCCCGAUCAAACCGGUGUGAUCGUAAGCGAAAAGGAAAGAUUCGUGUUGGUACAAGAGCGAUUAUCAGUAAUUGGGGUGAAAACUGGACGACAGCCACUUACCUCCAGCAGCGGUACUACGCAUCUCGUGGCCAAUGGAGAGAUUUAUAACUACCCGCACAUGGUGUCCUUGAUUCGAAAUGUCAACGGAAAUGAAUCUUACGAACCUCGCAGCGAUUGUGACGUCCUGGUAGCGUUCUACGAAUUGUUUGGUUCGGAUAAAUUGCUGCAAACUGUACGUGGGAUGUUUGCCUUUGUGCUGUAUAACUGUAGUACUCAUCAACUCCUGAUAGCACGUGACCCCGUCGGAAUCGUACCGCUUUACUACGGGUGGGAUGAAGCGGGAAGUCUUUGGGUCGCCAGUGAACUGAAGUGUCUUGUGGAGUGCUGUCGGGAAGUGGUUGUGUUUCCUCCCGGACAUGCGUACUAUGGACCCAGGGAGGACAUCAAUCCACAGUCUUAUUUUACAGCCCAUUGGAUGACGGGAAUUCCUACCGCCAGGACGGAUCUGGAACAAUUAAGACUUCAACUGGAAGCUGCUGUGGAGUCACAUCUGCAGUGUGAAGUUCCGCUUGGUGCCUUACUUAGUGGAGGACUCGAUUCUAGCCUGAUUGCCUCUAUUGCCACCAGAAUUUUGCGAAGAACUACCGGAAAUCCAAACUAUCGUAUGAAAACGUACAGCAUUGGUCUUGUUGGAGGUGGUCCAGAUUUACAGUACGCACGUACUGUAGCGCACCACAUCGGGAGUGAUCACACCGAGAUCCAUUAUAGUAUUCCUGAGGGUUUGGACCUUGUGCGGGAUGCUGUGUAUCAUGCCGAAACGUACGACGUCACGACGAUACGUUGCAUCGUACCGGUAAUGCUGUUGGCAAGGGCUAUCCGUAGCGAAGGCAUUCGGGUUGUGCUAUCGGGAGAAGGUGCAGACGAACUGUUUGGUGGCUAUCUUUAUUUCCAUCACGCACCUAGCGCUGCAGAAUUCCAUCGCGAAACAGUACGCCGGGUGUUUGGACUCCAUGUGUCCGACUGUCUCAGAGCAAACAAGGGAUGUGCUGCUUGGGGAUUGGAGCUUCGAGUACCUUUUCUCGAUACUGAUUUCUUACAGCACGUUAUGUCCAUUCGGCCGGAAGAUAGAGCACCCAGUUCGACGGAGAUCAAUGGUCACAAUGGAGUAGAAAAGCGUAUUCUUCGGCAAGCCUUUGCUGAUGGUAACUAUCUCCCCGAUCAAGUGCUUUGGAGACAGAAGGAGCAAUUUUCCGAUGGGGUAGGAUAUGCCUGGAUUGAUUCCAUCGCACAGUGGGCAUCGGACCGUGUACGUGACGAGGAGUUUGAGAUGGCAGCUGAUCGAUAUCCGUUCAACACACCGACCACUAAGGAAGCGUUCUACUAUCGGAAGCUGUUCGAGCAACUGUUCCCAGGGCCGUCCUUUGCCCGUACGGUACAACGAUGGACACCGCGGACAGAUUGGGGAUGUCCAGAAGAUCCAUCGGGCCGGAAGCAAAACGUUCAUCGAGAUCAUCUGACACGCACAGCGCAAUAGAUACUAAAUAAUGUAAAUCGAAGCAAUAAUUCUUAGAUUGCCAUUUGCACAUGUAUAGGAUUUCCCAUUCAAUAUGUUCCAUUCAACCUCAAUUUGAAUAAUUUCCAUAAGAUGACAUCCGUUUGCUACGUAACGCAAACGUAACGCUACGUAACUCAGGGCAAUUCAAAAUACAGCAAUCAAAUUAAACGUAAUGAGGAAUAAGAAUAGUACGAGACUUGCUCGUUCUUAUUGAUAGACGAUAAAUGAGAAAUCUUGGAAUCAACUGAUCUUCAUGUAAAGUUAAUCAGCCUUCUGAAUAAGUGCCCAAUGUUGUCUCUUGAGGAUUGAUUGCAUCUUGAAAAAAGCUUUUCUCUGUUCAAA
Molecule: messenger RNA, 2277 nt
Organism: Anopheles funestus (African malaria mosquito)
Lineage: Eukaryota; Metazoa; Arthropoda; Insecta; Diptera; Culicidae
Gene: AsnS
Product: asparagine synthetase B [glutamine-hydrolyzing]
Exons: 1
Coding region: 166-1914 (582 amino acids)
Cellular component (GO): cytosol
Molecular function (GO): asparagine synthase (glutamine-hydrolyzing) activity
Source: RefSeq, a predicted model, not a curated record